Molecule: messenger RNA, 99 nt
Organism: Geodia barretti
Lineage: Eukaryota; Metazoa; Porifera; Demospongiae; Tetractinellida; Geodiidae
Source: the annotation of a GenBank genome assembly
AUGACUUCUUGGCCCGGUUCAAAGACGGCGCGUCGCUGUUUGAUCUGGCGGGCCUCAAGUUGGACCUUGAGGAGGUGCUCGGCGGCGACGUGGACGUGA